Molecule: messenger RNA, 438 nt
Organism: Dibothriocephalus latus
Lineage: Eukaryota; Metazoa; Platyhelminthes; Cestoda; Diphyllobothriidea; Diphyllobothriidae
Source: the annotation of a GenBank genome assembly
AUGCUUGGUCGAAAAAUCAAGGCCUCGAUUGCGCACGAUAAUGGUCGUACUCCCGAGUUUAUCCGACGGCGUGAAUAUCCGGACAAAUCGCGUUGCUACGAGUGUGGGGAAAGUGGACACUUGAGCUACGCAUGUCCCCAUAACCUACUUGGUCCGCGCCAAAAACCUGUAAAGAAGAGGAAAUUGAAACCCGACAAAAAGAAACCGCAGCUAAAUCGUCCAUCCGGGGCAGAAACGGAUUCGGAAAGUUACGAGGGCGAUGACAACUAUUUAGACUCUUGGGGAGCUGCCAUACAGUACCAAAUGUCUUGUGGGCAAAACGCAUCCAACCCCGAAUUGGAGCAGACAGACAGUUCCCCUGCCCCUGAAAAACAUCCCCGUAUCCGUAGGGAUAAUUACUUCUCUGAUGAAGAAUGUUUUGAAGAUGACGAUACCUAA